Messenger RNA from Monodelphis domestica (gray short-tailed opossum), 5074 nucleotides. It is a transcript of the gene TTC34, whose product is annotated as tetratricopeptide repeat domain 34. The record is from RefSeq and is a predicted model, not a curated record. NCBI's taxonomy places the organism in Eukaryota, Metazoa, Chordata, Mammalia, Didelphimorphia, Didelphidae. Gene Ontology annotation, molecular function: protein binding.
UUGAGAAAGGAGUGAGAGAUGUGACCAGAAGAGGCGGUGCGGGAUGUCAGCCCAGGAGCUCACAGUGCGUCUGUGCCAGGAGGGAGACCGGCACCUGAGGCUGGAGGAGCUGCCACUGGCCACUGCCUUCUACCUGGCUGCAUUCAGUUGCCACCCGUCCUCGGUGGUGCAGAGGGCGCAUAGGUCCCUGAGCCAAGAGCAGGCUGGGCAGGUGGUUGCCAUGCUCGAAGCCUGGUGCCGGGGAGAAGCUCAGAUCCCCUCUAUCCACUGGGAUGGCAUGGCCGUGGUCUCCCUCACUGCCGCCUUGGCCGCUGCCUUCCUCGGUGCCCUCCACCCCGACAACGUGGCCGCCUCCCUCUACGGGCUGGCCACCCUGCUGGGGCAGGGGCAGCACGAGGAGGUGGCGGGGCGAUGCAGUGCUCUUCUGGAUGUCCACGGCCCGGGGUCCCUGGAGCUGAGGCUCACACGAGCCCUGGCCUGGAUCCUGUCCGGGGCCAAAGUGGGCGAUGGCAUGGCCGAUUACCUCCAGGCUUUCAUCACCCGCGCCAAGCAGACGGUGGACUUUAUCCACUCUCACCAGCAGGACCACCUCCCCCUGCUCAUCCAGACCUGCCGAGAUUACCUCCUGGAGCAGCAGAAGGCAGAGGCGGCCGGAGGGCAGCGGGCUGCGGAUGGCCACCGCUUCCUGGCCGCCCUGGCCCCCAGAGAGACCCCAGCAUCCCUCGGCCAGGCUGUGGCUCUGCUCAGGACGGGCAGAUUGGAGGAGUGUGUGGCCGUGUGCAGCCAGGUCCUAGAAUCAGCCUCAGCCGCUGGCCAACUCCCAGGGGACACUCCCACCGUCCUGCUGGUCACCCGGGCGGCGGCCUCUUUCUGCCUUGGUCGCCGGAGCCGGGAGAUGCUUCAGGACCUGCAGGAAGCCUUCCGGCUGGAGCCGGACAGUGCCCAGAGGCAAGCGGCGGAGGUGUUCUCCCCCGGGGACAUGGAGCAGAUCCUGGGCCAGGCCCGGGACAUCCUGGAGAGGGACUUUUCCCAUUUCCGAGAGGCGGUGAGAAGCCGCGCCGAGCUCCGCGCCGACGGGGGGAGGGAGCUGCUCCCCCCCAUCAUCCGUACCCUUCGCUUCCUCCUGCGGGUGGCGCCCCCGGGGGCCCGGAGGGAGCUGAGCAUCAGGCUCGUCGACUGCCUGCUGUUGUCCGGCGACGGCCCGGCGGCCCUGGGGCUCUGCGAUGGCCUUCUGCGCUCGGAGCGGCCCACCUAUCUCAGCACCCUGCUCACGCUCCGGGGCUUCUGCAGCCUCCAUUCCGGGGAGGCCGGGCGAGCCCUGGAAGACUUCCAGGCGGUGGUGGAGCACGAGGCCCCCCACCCAGGGAGCUGCGUGAGAGCCCUGUGUGGUCGGGGGCUGCUCCGGCUGCUGGCCGGCAGCCCCUUCCUGGCCGCUCUGGACUACAUCACGGCCUCCAGGCUGAGGCUGCAGGAGGCCGUCUUCACAGUCAAGUCCUACAUCCCCUGGAAUCAGCGGGGACUGCUGCUGAAGGUGCUGCAGGAGGAAGGGCAGAAGAUGCUUCAGAGGAGGACGGAGCCAGCCCCAGGGGGCACCAGUGCCCGCUGCAAGAAGGCCACGGAGGAGGACGGCGGCCUCCCUGGGAAAGAAGGGGACGCCUGUGGGGUUCACCAGCUGGCCGCCCUGCUGAUGGAGCUGGAUGCCAACGAUGAGAUAUCCCGACUUCUGAGUGCAGAUGCGCUCUAUCAAAUGGGCCGUGUUGAAGAUGCUCACAAGACCCUCUUGGUGGCUCUGUCCAAGAGCCCCCAUGCUGCCCCCAUCCUCGCCCGCCUAGCCCUGCUACAGCUACGCAAAGGCUUUUUCUAUGAUGCCAACCAGCUAAUAAAGAAAGUAAUCCAGAUUGGGGACACCUCCUGCCUCCAGCUAAUCAUGGAGAUCUUCAGGGAAGAAGAUCGGAAGCUACUGCAAACUCACUGCCACUCAAGGGCUGUGACGAUCCUGAAGAACAAAGAGGGGGACACAUACACCAAAGAGGCCAUUGCCUACCUCUCUCUUGCCAUCAUUGCCUCAGGAAGCCAAGCCAGGGAAUCUCUCCUGACCAGGGCCCGAUGCUAUGGCCACCUAGGCCAGAAGAAAACAGCCAUUUAUGACUUCAACACCAUUCUUAGGAUUGACCCUACCAAUGUGCAGGCUCUGUGUGGCCGGGCAUUCAUGCAUUUGGUUCUGAAUCAGAAGAAGGAGGCUGUGGACGACAUACUCUCUGCUCUUCUGCUGGACAUGGUGGGCGUGAUUCCGGAGAUCUUGUCCCUGAAGCCAGAAGCCCAGGCCUUCAUUACUCAGGGCCUCUACUCCCACUGCAGAGCUGGCCUGAACCAGCUGGCUUUGGACAGGGGUCUCCCUGGAGAAGAGCCCUCCAAGAAACUGCUGACUAUCGGGGAGGCGCUCAUUAAAAUAGACGCCACAAAACCAAGCUGGCGCAUCCUCCUGGUGGAUGUUUUGAUUUUGACAGGUUGCUAUGAGAAAGCUCUGGAGCACCUACAGGAAGUCCUUGUCCCCAAUCCCAGGUCUGAGCCUGCCCAGGCCCGUCUGGGAUUCCUCCAGUUGAAGAAGAGAGACACCAUGGCUGCCACUCACAACUUACAGUCCCUGGCUGGAAAAGACCCCAAGGAUCUGGGAUUCCUCCUGCAUCUGCUGGAUACCAGGCAGCGGCACAGCCUCUCACAGGCAGCCGCUGAAGAAGGAAAUGCCCUGCAGAAGGAUCAGUGCGCAGAGAAGGCGCUUGGCUAUUAUACCCUGGCCGUCCUAGCCAGCAAUGGGAACCCCAGAUAUCUCCGGCUGAGGGCUUUGUGCCUGUCCCACCUGCAGGACUUCAGCAGAGCGCUCAGAGACUUGGACAAAGUGAUUCAGAAACACACAGCCAGUGACCUCCAGACGCAGGUCGAAGAUUUUUGCUGCAGAGGCCGCCUGCUUUUGGGUCUCUCAGACGAGGCCAGCGCCGUGGAGGAGUUCAUCCGAGCUUUCCAGCUCUCCCCAUCCCUGGCCCUGCGCAAUGUGUCUGCUCAGCCAGGUCCCAAAGCACUGGCUCAGAUGUUUCACCUGGCAGGUCAGCACUGCCUGGAGGAACAGCGCUUCGAGGAUUCAUGGAAGGCAGUCGAGUAUGGCCUCCUCCUGGACGAGAACAGCAGCGACUUGAAGAAACUUCGUGGUAGGAUUAAGAGAGAAGCCUCUUCCGGCUGCAGCAUCCAUUGACUUUCAAGAGAAGGGGAACCCCUCCCCUCCCCUCCAGGAAGCGCCCAUCCUACUUUGUUGGACCAGGGCAGGGCGGCGUGGUCCUUAGACUUCAGACUUUAUCACAGUGGCUGUCCACUUUAAUUCUUCCCUUCCUGACUCGCUGUCAGUUUCUUCUUAGAGGAGGACGUGCUGAUACCCUCAAAUUAACCUGAAUAAUAAGCGUAGUCAUUAGAGCUAUCUUUUACACAGCACUUUGAGGCUUCUUACGUUUUCCAUGUGCUAUUUCUUUUUCAUUAUUAUUAUUUAAUUGAUUAAUUUAGAUUAUUUUUCCAGGAUUACAAAAAUCAUGUUCUUUCCCUCCCCUCCCCCCAACCCCUCCCAUAGCCAUGUACUUUUUCAUUCAAUUACUGCAACAGCCCUGGGAAACUGAUGCUUUCAUCAUCCUCAGAGGAGGUAACUUGGCUGAUAUGACUGGUACCUGUUGGACAGGGGAUUUAAACUCAUUUCUUCCUAACUGUGCCUCCUACCUAGGAAGACAAAUUUAGAUAAGCUAUAGUUGUUUCAGGAGUGGAUAGAGAGACAGACCUAGAGACAGAAGGUCCUGGGUUCAAAUCUCACCUCAGAUGCUUCCUAGCUGUUUGACCCCAGACAAGUCAUUUAGCCCACAUUGCUUGGCCCUUACCCCCUUUCUACCUUGGAACCAAUACACAGUAUUGAUUCUAAGAUGGAAGAUACCAGUUUAAAAAGUAAAUAUAUAUAUAUAUAUAUAUAUAUAUAUAUAUAUAUAUAUAUAAUAUGACCAGUUUCCCAAAGCCAAAUUGCUCACUGAUGCCUUUUGUUGAAAAUAAUGACCGUAGGGCAGCUAAGUGGCUGAGUAGAUUGGGAAUCAAGCCCAAAGACAGAAAGCCCUAGGUUCAGAUAUGACCUCAGACAUUUCCUUGCUAUGUGACUUUGGGCAAGUCACUUACCCCCAUGGCCUAGCCCUUACACUCUUCUGCCUUGCAACCAAUACACAGUAUUGAUUCUAAGAUGGAAGGUGAGGGUUCUUUAAAGAUAUAAUUGGUGACCUCCUGGGACAUAUAGUCUAUUAAGGGGUACAUUGCAUGAUACAGUUGGUGCUUAAUAAAAAUGUAUUGACUGACUUACACCCACAUUUGUUACAAGUUUGUUCCUCCCAUCCAGUGGGAUGGGAGGUGGAAAGGAGAAAUAAAGGAGAUGUUUUUAUGAAAAGAAAAAGAGAAAACAGAAACAAACAUUAGGGCAUAUAGUAACUUACAGUUUAUCAUAAGCUCUAAAACUAAAGGCAAUGUUGGCAAGGGAGGGGAGAGAGUUUCUGCAGGCUGGAGAGAUACUAAGAUUGCCCAGAGGCCCAGCCUACUCCAGAAUCAAAGACUGCUGCUGCUGGACUUAGCAGCCUCCCUCAGCCCCUGCAUCUUAAACUCAGGUCCCAAAGAGCAGGACCCAAAGGGAAUUUCUCCAGUAUGUAAUUUUUCUCUUAUAAGGUCUACCAGCUUUCAAUUGGCCUUAAGGGCAGAAGUACUACAGGUGGCCACCGGAGAUAAGGCAUCUUCUCAAGCAGGUUCUCACCAAGCAUGAAAUUGCCUUUGGUCACAGAAGUCUAAAGUCCAGCUUCCUGGGAAGAAUGGCUCUGGCAGUGUAGAGAACUUCCAAGCCAGCUGGUAGAUACCAACUCACUACCAGUCCUAGUUUAACAGGAGAGUCCACUUAUGCCUUGCUUCAGUUUAGCAUCUUCUUCAGUUAUCUUCCUUCUCUGUUGAUAAACCCAAUCUCUGCUAUGUGGGGCCAUCAGUCUAUCUGCCUUUGCUUGGAAUAAAAUUUAAAAGA